AUGUAUUUUUAAUAUUCUCUUUAAUAAACCUAGACUUACAACCUUACUAAAACAGAAUAAACAAAAUUGCAUAAUUAAUAAUUUCAAUUGCAAUUGUAUAAAUUAUUUGAUCAUGUAAUCUAUUUAUAUAUAUUGAGGCUCCUGAAAAAUAAUUACAUUUAUCUUUAUUGCUACUAUUACAAGAAUAUUUUACGGCUUAUUAGUAUUAAUUAGGUAAACAUGAAAAAUAAUCUAUUAUUUCUAAUGCGAAAUCGAAAAUAAUGAAAUAGGUAGUUUUGAAUGAAUUAAGGAAUCAAAUGCUGACUAAUAAUUCAAUUUAGUUAAAUAAUAUCCUGAUUGAUAGCUUAAUCUCGGUUGAAACUUAAAGCAUUCAAUGUUCAGAAAAAUUAAUUCAUUGCUGUCAAAAGAAAGUAGACUUCCAUCAGAUAUGCUUAAGCAAUUAAAGAAAAAGCGAUAUACAAAAAUAAGCAGAUGAAAUAGUGGAACUAUUCGAAGAAACCAUCUAAUAAAUUGAAACUAGCUACAAAUAAUAUCCUCUAGUCAGAUACUAAAGAUGCUUAUCUUUUGGCUACGCUGAAUUAUGCAACGAUAUCUUGCUUGCUAUACGAAUUCUGAAUUAAUCUUCAUUUCCUGAUGAAUUUAUUUAUACAAAAAUCCUGACCAUAAACCAAGAUUUUUUAUCCUAUAAAUCAAUCUAUUUGAUUAGUAACUUAGAGAACUAGAAUGUUUUAAAAGUGUCUUCAAAUUUUUAUGAGAAAAUUGGUGACAAUAUUUAAAAUAUUAUGGAAAUGGUCCCUAAGGGUAUUUAGGAGCAUCACUAAGUUAUGGUUCGAGAAUUUAUCAGAACAGGAAAAUCUAAUUUUUUCCAAAAAGCGACUUAAACCAUAUAUUAAGAUAACUUAAUGAUAAAACCUAUGAUUUUGAUGAAUGAUGUGAUUAUCUAGGAUAACACUUUCCAUGCAAUAUCAAUAGGAACUCUUUUGGAUGAUGAAUAAAUAAUACUAAUUACUAAUAAUAAAUCUAAGGUAAGUAGCUUUAGUUAAGGGUUCUUGGAUUAAAUUAAUUUAGAAUCUAAAGAUGCGAAUUAAAUUCUUGGAGUUGAUAUUGAAUUACUUAUUCCAUAAUUUAGGACUAUUUCUCAAAUAUCAUAACCAUAAUACAUUGAAGUGAAAUUACCAAAUUUCUCCUUACUUUAAUCUCAUUAAGUCUUAAAUGGAAGAGAAAAUAACAAAAAACCUCAUCCCUGUAUCCUUGCCGAUUUCUGGUCUGAUAAUUCAAGAUUGAACACAUUUAUAUCCUUGUGUUUAAUUGAAAAAUCCACAUACAAUUAUCAUAAGAUAAGAUUCAGCUAUAUAAAAUGUAUAAACAAAACCAUAAUAUUUCCCAAUUCAAUGAAAACGUUAUAAAAAUUAUCCGUUAAUUGUUUUGAUGAAGUAGAAGAAUAAGUAAACAUAGCAGUUCCAUAUGAUCCAAUAGAUUAGGAAUGUAAUUUUGCCUAGAAAUAGGACAUGUUGAACACCGUCAGGUAUGAUUAGACCUAGACUUUAAUAAAAUAUGAUGAUACAAGAACAGAUGGAAUGAAAAGGAUAGGACAAUCAACAUAGAAAUAUGAGGAAAACUCUAUAGAAAGAUUUAUUAAUUAAAAUGCUAAAAGCUCAACAUUUGACAAAGACAUAAAAUAAAAUUAUGAAAUGAAAUUAUAUCAGAAAUAUUCAUUGUUUGAAAAAAUACGACACAAAAAUAACUUAGUUAAAACAGAGAAAAUGCUAAUAGUGGUGUUAGCAUUACAUCAACUGUUAUUUUUUCUCCAGAUCUUAUUGACUUUCAUUGAUUGUAUAAAUUUACUAAGCUUGAACUUAAAUGACUUAGAAUUAUUAAAGAUUAAAUACGAUUUAUUCCAACCAGUUGAGACGUUUAUUGUUACCAGAUAUACAAUAAUUAAUUAUAAUAAUCAAUUUGCAGCAAAAUAAAUCACCAAACCUUAAUUAGACUUUUAUUUGAAAUUUCCAAAUUCUAAUUUAAACUUAGGUUUUGAUGAUGUCUAUUAAAAUUAAGAAGCAAUUCUUAAUAGAUUAGAGUUAUAAUCAUUUUUAUCUGAAGUUUAUGAAAUUUACAUUUAUGUUAAGACAGAUAAUGGUGAGCUGUAUAAUAUAACAAUGAGAUAAGCCCUCAGUAUAUUAAUAAACUAUCAAUAUACAUUUAAAGCUGCAUAUGUUUAUGAUGGAAAAACAGUGACAGACUCUCCUUACAUCUUUUACUCAUAUCGCAACUUAUUAACUUUAUACAAUUCAUUCGAUUAGUUGAAUAAGAACUUAUACUCAUAAGCAAUUCUAAAAAUAUCUGAUGAUUUGGAAAAAGAAUUAUUCUUAUUUUAUCCUUUUCUUAUUUAAUUCAUUGUUAUUUUUGGAGUAGAACUAUUUUAUGAUUUCAAAAAUAAUAAGAUUUUAGGCAAGUUUGUUUAUCUGAUUUUAUAUUGUCAUUCAGUGCUUAUUUUACAAGAAAUAAGAAGAUUGACAUGCUAUAUCGAUUAUUAUAUUAAUAAUCCAGAGAAACUAUUUAAAUAUAAGUUUAUUAUUGAAGAAAAAGAAUAGGAAUUGUAAAGUACUAAAGAACUCAAUUCAAGUGGAGCUCAAUAAAAAAAAUUAUAAAAUAUAGGGAAAUCCCACUUUAAGAAGUGCCAUAUAAUAACAUUAUUCCUUUAAUUAAUAUUAAUAAUAACAUAUGGCAUUAUCAAACUAAAUCUCACAUCUUCUUAUCUUAAUAAAUACGAAAAAACAUGCUAAUUUACCAUUGAAAUAUCUCAUCUUGGGACUAAUAUUCCCACAAUUUAUGCUAUGAGAGAAGUUUUAUACUAUAGGUGGAGAUAUCCUUUUUAUAAAGAAAAAGAAUUAUCUGAAAUUUUGUAAUAAAUCCAAGAUUGCCUCGAAUAAGUACAUAACGUAACAAAUGAUAUAUCAUAAUUAAGAAUGUAUAUAAUGAAUUUAAUAUAGAAAUGAUUAUUUGCUAAGUGACUCAUUCGGUUAAUACAUACAGGAACUUUAUUAAACAAACUUAUGUGAUUUACUUCCAGAAGACUUGAAGGAGAGAAGCCAAUAAUUAUGCUAAAGUACCUUGGGAGGGAGUUUACGUAAAGGAUUAUAUGGUGCUUUGGUUUACAUUUAUACUAGUAUAUAAAAUGAGAUGCAAAUUAAUUACUUUUUAAAUAAAACUGAGAAUACUGUAAAUGAAUUAGAAGGAGUUUUCAUGGUUAGUUAAAUUAUUAAGUAAAUCAACUCAAAGAUGUGGCUAGACAUUGUCGAUUCAACGGAGUAUAUUUAANUAUUGUUACCAGAUAUACAAUAAUUAAUUAUAAUAAUCAAUUUGCAGCAAAAUAAAUCACCAAACCUUAAUUAGACUUUUAUUUGAAAUUUCCAAAUUCUAAUUUAAACUUAGGUUUUGAUGAUGUCUAUUAAAAUUAAGAAGCAAUUCUUAAUAGAUUAGAGUUAUAAUCAUUUUUAUCUGAAGUUUAUGAAAUUUACAUUUAUGUUAAGACAGAUAAUGGUGAGCUGUAUAAUAUAACAAUGAGAUAAGCCCUCAGUAUAUUAAUAAACUAUCAAUAUACAUUUAAAGCUGCAUAUGUUUAUGAUGGAAAAACAGUGACAGACUCUCCUUACAUCUUUUACUCAUAUCGCAACUUAUUAACUUUAUACAAUUCAUUCGAUUAGUUGAAUAAGAACUUAUACUCAUAAGCAAUUCUAAAAAUAUCUGAUGAUUUGGAAAAAGAAUUAUUCUUAUUUUAUCCUUUUCUUAUUUAAUUCAUUGUUAUUUUUGGAGUAGAACUAUUUUAUGAUUUCAAAAAUAAUAAGAUUUUAGGCAAGUUUGUUUAUCUGAUUUUAUAUUGUCAUUCAGUGCUUAUUUUACAAGAAAUAAGAAGAUUGACAUGCUAUAUCGAUUAUUAUAUUAAUAAUCCAGAGAAACUAUUUAAAUAUAAGUUUAUUAUUGAAGAAAAAGAAUAGGAAUUGUAAAGUACUAAAGAACUCAAUUCAAGUGGAGCUCAAUAAAAAAAAUUAUAAAAUAUAGGGAAAUCCCACUUUAAGAAGUGCCAUAUAAUAACAUUAUUCCUUUAAUUAAUAUUAAUAAUAACAUAUGGCAUUAUCAAACUAAAUCUCACAUCUUCUUAUCUUAAUAAAUACGAAAAAACAUGCUAAUUUACCAUUGAAAUAUCUCAUCUUGGGACUAAUAUUCCCACAAUUUAUGCUAUGAGAGAAGUUUUAUACUAUAGGUGGAGAUAUCCUUUUUAUAAAGAAAAAGAAUUAUCUGAAAUUUUGUAAUAAAUCCAAGAUUGCCUCGAAUAAGUACAUAACGUAACAAAUGAUAUAUCAUAAUUAAGAAUGUAUAUAAUGAAUUUAAUAUAGAAAUGAUUAUUUGCUAAGUGACUCAUUCGGUUAAUACAUACAGGAACUUUAUUAAACAAACUUAUGUGAUUUACUUCCAGAAGACUUGAAGGAGAGAAGCCAAUAAUUAUGCUAAAGUACCUUGGGAGGGAGUUUACGUAAAGGAUUAUAUGGUGCUUUGGUUUACAUUUAUACUAGUAUAUAAAAUGAGAUGCAAAUUAAUUACUUUUUAAAUAAAACUGAGAAUACUGUAAAUGAAUUAGAAGGAGUUUUCAUGGUUAGUUAAAUUAUUAAGUAAAUCAACUCAAAGAUGUGGCUAGACAUUGUCGAUUCAACGGAGUAUAUUUAACAAAUUGUAUCUGUAAGAAAAUGAUUUAUCUUAGAUAGUAUCUUUCAUUUAUAUUUUCUUUGUGAUAAUAAAUCUCAUUGCUAUUUUUAUUUUAAUAAAUAACAAAUUACAGAGGCAAUAUUAUUUGUCGAAAAGAUAUUUAUAUUUGGUGCCAUAGGCAAUCUUAUUUGGGAAUGAUUAAUUUGAAAGACUAGCUAAAGGAUUGCUCUAAAUGAAUUGA
Paramecium octaurelia is the source of this 4942-nucleotide messenger RNA. The record is from the annotation of a GenBank genome assembly. Lineage: Eukaryota; Ciliophora; Oligohymenophorea; Peniculida; Parameciidae.